CUUAAAAGCCACAUCUGUAGUAGGAUGUAUGUUAGUUUCUUCCUUUUUUUAGUUCCUCUUGCAACAAACCAUUCACUGGGAUCUGACAAUUUUUUUAAGCAUAUUUAAACUUACACACUUUGUGUAAUGAGGAUUUCAGUGUAGGGUUUUUCUGGAGAAUACCAUUUGGUCCUACUAAGAAUUGCCUGUUCAAAUGUUGGAGCACUUGAUUGAAAAAUCCUUCUUAGCCUUUUUAAAGGUAGCUUACAAAUGACUAGAAAAACUGAUUCCUUCUGAGACAUCAGGUCAUUUCCCGUGAAAUCCAGAUUUUGCUGUCUAUUUGUGAAAAAGAAUCAACCUCUUGGAAAUCACCUUAAAAGGACCUGAGAGUUUGAAAGAAGCCGGUAUUGAACCUUAAUUUCUUCCCCGAACAAGAAAAAUGGUCUGUGACCGAAACUGUGGGCUCAUCGCUGGCGCUGUCAUCGGUGCAGUCCUGGCUGUGUUUGGAGGUAUUCUAAUGCCAGUUGGAGACCUGCUCAUUGAGAAGACAAUUAAAAAGGAAGUUGUCCUUGAAGAAGGUACAAUUGCUUUUAAAAAUUGGGUUAAAACAGGAACAGAAGUUUACAGACAGAUCUGGAUCUUUGAUGUGCAGAAUCCAGAGGAAGUGGCAGUUAACAGCAGCAAAAUUAAAGUUAAGCAAAGAGGUCCUUACACAUACAGAGUUCGUUAUCUAGCCAAGGAAAUUAUAAAGCAGGACUCUGAGACCCACACGGUCUCUUUCAAUCAGCACAAGGGUGCCAUCUUUGAACCUUCACUAUCAAUUGGAACAGAGAAUGACACAUUUACCAUCCUCAAUCUGGCUGUAGCAGCUGCACCCCACCUCUAUCCAAGUAGAUUUAUUCAACUAAUACUCAAUGCAUUUGUGAAAAGUUCAAAAUCUUCUAUGUUUCAAAAGAGAACUGUGAAAGAACUUUUGUGGGGCUAUACAGAUCCAUUCCUGAAUGCGGUUCCAUACCCUAUUUCUACCACAGUUGGUGUGUUUUUUCCUUACAAUAAUACUGCAGAUGGAGUUUAUAAAGUUUUCACCGGAAAAGACAACAUAAGCAAAGUUGCCAUAAUUGACACAUAUAAAGGCAAAAAGACUUUCUCCUAUUGGCCAAGUUACUGUGAUAUGAUUAAUGGUACAGAUGCUGCCUCAUUUCCACCUUUCAUUGAGAAGACCCGGGUAUUGCAAUUCUUUUCCUCUGACAUUUGCAGGUCAAUGUAUGCUGUGUUUGGAGCCGAAAUUAAUCUGAAAGGAAUUCCUGUGUAUAGAUUUAUUCUUCCAUCCAUGGUUUUCGCAUCUCCACUUCAAAAUCCAGACAACCACUGUUUCUGCACAGAAAAAACUAUAUCAAAAAACUGUACAUUAUAUGGUGUACUAGACAUUGGCAAAUGCAAAGGUGGAAGACCUGUAUACAUUUCACUUCCUCAUUUUCUACAUGCAAGUCCUGAAAUUGCAAAAACUAUUGAAGGCUUAAAUCCAAAUGAAGAAGAACACAGCACCUAUUUAGAUGUUGAACCUAUAACAGGAUUCACUUUACGAGCUGCAAAACGGCUACAGAUCAACAUGUUGGUCAAGCCAGCAAAAAACAUUGAAGCAUUAAAGAAUCUGAAGCAGAACUAUAUUGUGCCUAUUCUUUGGAUUAACGAGACUGGCACCCUUGGUGAUAAGAAGGCAGAAAUGUUCAGACAUCAAGUGACUGAAAAAAUAAACCUCCUUGGCCUGGUAGAAAUGAUCUCACUGAGUGUUGGUGUGGUGAUGUUUAUUACUUUUAUUAUUUCAUACUGUACAUGCAGAUCAAAGAAAGUAAAUUAAGAAGCAAAUGAGUUCUUACAUUUAUGCACCAGCUGUAAUAGGACCUUUCUUAUUAUCAACCUACAAAAUGAAGAUUUAAUAUGCUGUAUGUUUGCAAAAUGCACCUUAUCUUAUAGUUAAAAAAUAGGCGACACUUUUUUUUUUUUUGCACUGAGCAUGUUGCUAAAGUAUUUUUAAGAUGUCACUAAAAUCAACACUCUGAUCAAAAAAGGGCACCUUUUCAAAUUCAACAUGUAUACAACUGAACUGAUUUUAGUUUCUACAGAUGUGGUUUGAGCACAAUCCAAUUAUUUUCAUUUGGUACAGACGCACUAAAUGGUUCCAGUGGCAAAUUUGGCAAAGGAGUGGAUGUUCUAAACAAAUCCUGGACCUGAACUUGUCUUCUUCAUCAGGGGGAAAUAUGAUUACCCUCAUCAGUGUCCCUGCAAUAGACAGACCCCAGGACUGUCACUACAUUGCAUUUCCUGAGAACUACCUAUUUUGAAAGACAUUUAAGAAUGGAAAUUCAAUGACUGGCCUAUGAACCAUCUAUUACACAUUACUAAAGUUUUUCUGUAUGGAAUCCUUUGUACAGCAACAGCAGGCAUUAUAACCAAGCUGUUUACAAGGAUAUGGGCUUACAUUUUUGUCAGUGUGUGUGCAAAUGGACAUAUUUAAGGAUUAUCAUUUUCCACAUUCUGCAGGUUUUCUGGAAAUCUGAGCAGAUUUUGCUGUUUAUACUCAGUUGCAUACAACUUGUGCUUGGCAACUUCAAAAUGCUGUUCUAGUAGUAAGAGAUGUAAAUGAUAAUGAAAUUAUUGUGUGGAAGAUUACAAAGAGUAGAAUGUGAAUUAGUAGUUAUUUGUUGUAGUUAUUCUUACUUUCAUAGUCACUUCAGAAAGACUG
Messenger RNA from Camelus dromedarius (Arabian camel), 2722 nucleotides. RefSeq names its product platelet glycoprotein 4. Gene Ontology annotation, biological process: long-chain fatty acid import into cell; lipoprotein transport; amyloid-beta clearance by cellular catabolic process. Gene Ontology annotation, cellular component: plasma membrane; cytoplasm; cell surface. The record is from RefSeq and is a predicted model, not a curated record. NCBI's taxonomy places the organism in Eukaryota, Metazoa, Chordata, Mammalia, Artiodactyla, Camelidae. The coding region runs from base 419 to 1837 and encodes 472 amino acids. The transcript is spliced from 15 exons. Gene Ontology annotation, molecular function: low-density lipoprotein particle receptor activity; low-density lipoprotein particle binding; scavenger receptor activity.